Phycodurus eques (leafy seadragon) is the source of this 7060-nucleotide messenger RNA. Its product is annotated as gastrula zinc finger protein XlCGF8.2DB-like. Gene Ontology annotation, molecular function: DNA-binding transcription factor activity; RNA polymerase II cis-regulatory region sequence-specific DNA binding. Gene Ontology annotation, biological process: regulation of transcription by RNA polymerase II. The record is from RefSeq and is a predicted model, not a curated record. The transcript has 7 exons. NCBI's taxonomy places the organism in Eukaryota, Metazoa, Chordata, Actinopteri, Syngnathiformes, Syngnathidae. Bases 198 to 1643 code for a protein of 481 amino acids.
GCACGUCAUACACAAGAGAUGAGUUUCACUCAGCCAACAACGAUCAAAGAACUAAACUGUCACACAAAAGAAUACAACAAGCAUGAAAGGUGACCCUCAAGCUUCUCGGCCUCACUUAGUCAACUAAGUGCUAGCUAAAGCUGGCUAACAUUAGCGACGCAAGGGUGAGCGUCAAGUGGAGUGUUUAUCGCGGGGAAAUGUGUGCAAGAAGGACCGCAGAGGGCGAGGAACCAAAAGUAGCAGACUUCAGUGAAGAUCUUUGUCCAGCGCCACAGGAGCCAGAGUCCCCUCCCAUUAAAGAGGAAGAGGAGCCACAGUCCCCUUAUAUUAAAAAAGAGGUGGCUAAAGAGGUCCCCCACAUCAAAGAGGAAGAGGAGGAGCAGGGCAUCACCAAGUUGCCAUCGACCGGUGUCCCUCAGAAGAGUGAAGAUGAAGGUCAAAGUGUGGAGAACAGAGGGGCGGAGCCUCGAAGCAACAUCAGCUCAAGUCAACACAUGACAGCAGAAAGUGAUGUAGACCACUGGGGAGGAUCUCAAGUAGAUGUCCUCUUAGCUCCACCAUCAGGUAGUGACGACACAGCGUCACAUUCUCCUCACAACGAUGAGGAUGAUGAUGAUGAUCAGUCUGAAGAUCAGGUGAGAUGUCACACUGACAACCAACGCUGGAAAUGUUCUCAGUGUGGGAAAAUCUUUGGCUACAACUCUCUCUUGAAAAGGCACCUGAUGAGCCACAGCGGAGAGAAACCUUUCGCCUGCUCAGUUUGCGGCCAAAGAUUCUGUGAGAAGGGAAACUUGACAACACACACAAGAACCCACACUGGUGAGAAACCUUUUUCCUGCUUAGUUUGUGGUCAAAGAUUCUCUCGAAAGGGAAUCUUAAGAAGUCACUCAAGAACCCACACUGGAGAGAAACCUUUUCCCUGCUCAGUAUGUGGUCAAAGUUUCUCUCGAAAGGGAAUCUUAACAAGUCACUCAAGAACCCACACUGGAGAGAAACCUUUUGCCUGCCCAAUAUGUGGUCAAAGAUUCUCUCACAAGAAAAGCCUGACAAUACACACAAGAACACACACUGGAGAGAAACCUUUCUCCUGCUCAGUUUGUGGCCAAAGAUUCUCUGACAAGGGAACCUUGACAAAACACACAAGAACUCACACUGGUGAGAAACCUUUUUCCUGCUCAGUUUGUAACCAAAACUUCUCUCAGAAGGGACAAUUGAGAAGUCACACAAGAACCCACACUGGAGAGAAACCCUAUUCCUGCUCAGUUUGUGGUGAAAGAGGGGCGGCGAAGACGACGAAGGAGGAAGCGCGGCGUCGUCCAAGUGAAACUUCGCAAGAGAGGAUACAGAUUGGCGUUCCCGUCAAUCCACCUCACGAAUCUACGCUCGCACCCAACAAAAUGGACGAGCUUCAUCUUCUGACAAAGAGACCAGUAAAGACUUCGGACGUUCCACCGCCCUGUGCUUUACGGAGACACGGCUUUGUGAACGCAUCCCGAUGGCGCCGUAAUGCUUCAAGGGCUUCCAACUACACCGGGCAGACCGCGUCAUGGAGGGAUAUGCUUCUAUAUCAACGAAAAAUGGUGUACCGACGUCACGGAGCUCAGCACACACUGCAGCCCGGAUUUGGAGUCGCUCUUUUUUGACUACGUCAGUGACGACCUUCGUCUCGAGCCACAGGAGCCGGAGUCCCAACCCAUUGAAGAGCAAGAGGAGGACAAAGAACUCCCUCAGAUUAAAAUGGAGGAGGUGCCACCAUAUAUCAAAGAGCAAGAGGAGGAUGAAGAACUCCCUCAGAUUAAAGUUGAGAAUUCUCAUGUCAAAGAAGAAGAGGAGGAUUUGCCACCAUAUAUCAAAGAGGAAGAGGGGGAGGAAGACAUCACCAAGUUGCCAUAGACCGGUCUCCCUUCGAAGAGUGAAGAUGAAUGUCAAAGUGAGAAAAGCAGAGUCGCGGCAGUUCAAGUCAACACAUCACAACAGAAUGUGAUGGAGACCAGUGUGGAGGAUGUCAAGCAGACGCCAUCUUUGCCCCAGCAUCAGAUAGUGACGACACAACAUCACACUCUCCUCACACUGAUGAUGAUGAAGAGUCUGAAGCUCAUAAGACAGGUCACACUGCCAAGAAACGCUGGGAAUGGUCUCAGUAUGGGGAAAACCUUUUCUUAUACGUCUAAUUUGAUAUGCCACGUGAGAAAACACACUACGGAGAAACAGUUAACCUGCUUAGUUUGCUGCCAAACAUUCCUUAACACUCAAGAACAAACACUGGUGAGAAACCUUUUUCCUGCUCAGAUUGUGGUAAAAGAUUCUCUCAGAAGGGAAAUUUAGAAACCGUUUGUCUGCUCAGUUUGAGCCCAAAGAUUCUCUGAUAAAGGAAGCUUCAAAAGACACUAGAAUACACACUAGUGAGAAACCUUUUGCCUGGCCAAGAUUCUCUCGGAAGGGAGACAUCAGUCACAGAAGAAUCCACAUUAGAGAGAAACCAUUUACCUGCUCAGUCUGCGGCCAAAGUUUCUCUCAGUAGGAUAGGGUGAGAGUAGCAGUGAUCAAUGAAGGUUUCGCCUCUCAUACGAGCAGGCUUCAUCAAUUCAUGCAGCAAGGAUGAUUGUAUUCUGUGUUUGUUUUUUUAAGGCCUGAUGUGAACAAUUGUUGAGAAUUAGCGCUCGAGCUAAAACACUAGUAGUACACAUCUGCUUUGUCCAAUGUUUUUCUGAUGUGAAUACCAACUAAGCAAAUGAUUGAUAGAAAUAGACUGUGAGGAAGCUUUGACUCUUUGGGGAGGUGGAAAACUACAUCUACUGUAUAAUACUGAAUCCUCUUUUCCUUUGGGCUUGUCCCGUUAGGGGUCGCCACAGCGCGUCAUCCUUUUCCACGUAAGCCUAUCUCCUGCAUCCUCCUCUCCAACACCAACUGCCCUCAUGUCUUCUCUCACGACAUCCAUCAACCUUCUCUUUGGUCUUCCUCUCGCUCUCUUUCUUGCCUGGCAGCUCCAUCCUCAUCAUCCUUCUACCAAUAUACUCACUGUUUCUCCUCUGGACGUCUCCAAACCACCGAAGUCUGCUCUCUCUAACUUUGUCUCCAAAACAUCGAACCUCGGCUGUCCCACUGAUGAGCUCAUUUCUAAUUUUAGCCAACCCGGUCACUCCGAGAGCGAACCUCAACGUCUUCAUUUCCGCCACCUCCAGCUCUGCUUCCUGUUGUCUCUUCAGUGCCACUGUCUCUAAUCCGUACAUCAUGGCUGGCCUCACCACUCUUUUAUAAACUUUGCCCUUCAUCCUCACAGAGACUCUUCUGUCACAUAACACACCUGACACCUUCCUCCACCCGUUCCAACCUACUUGGACUCGUUUCUUCACUUCCUGACCACACUCACCAUUGCUCUGGACGGUUGACCCCAAGUAUUUCAAGUCCUCCACCCUUGCUAUCUCUUCUCCCUGUAGCCUCACUCUUCCCCCACCACUCCUCUCAUUCAUGUCUUACUUCGGCUAAUCUUCAUUCCUCUUCUUUCCAGUGCAUGCCUCCAUCUUUCUAACUGUUCCUUCACCUGCUCCCUGCUUUCACUGCAGAUCACAAUGUCAUCUGCAAACAUCAUGGUCCACGGGGAUUCCAGUCUAACCUCAUCUGUCAGCCUAUCCAUCACCACUGCAAAAAGGAAGGGGCUCAGGGUUGAUCCCUGAUGCAGUCCCACCUCCACCUUAAAUUUGUCUGUCACGCCUACAGCACACCUCACCGCUGUUCUGCUGCCCUCGUACAUGUCCUGUAUUAUUCUAACAUACUUCUCUGCCACUCCAGACUUCCGCAUGCAGUACCACAGUUCCUCUCUGGGUACUCUGUCAUCGGCUUUCUCUCGAUCUACAAAGACACAAUGUAGCUCCUUCUGACCUUCUCUGUACUUUUCCAUCAACAUCCUCAAGGCAAAUAAUGCAUCUGUGGUGCUGUAUAAUACUGAAUAAAAUGAGCAUAUUUUUUGUCAUGAAAUGUGUUGUGUACGAUGGGAGGAAAAAGUAUGCGAAUCCUUUGGAAUUUAUAUAGUCUCAUCUUUACUGAAAUAAAAAGAGAAUACAAUAAUUUACAAAUCCUUUCCAACCUAUAUUCCGUUGAAUUAGGGUUGUUCAAUUGAUUAUUUUAUUAAGCAGAUUAAUCACGAUUAACUACGUGCUUGCAGAAUUUUAAGUCACUUUUAAAAAGACUCCAAUAUUUUGGCACAAAUACAUUUUUUUGUCAAAAUGUCAUACAAGAUCAUGUUUUACUUGAAUGCGUACAAUUGAUUUGCUCAAAACAUGAUAACAGCCUGCCCUGCGACUGACUGGCAACUCCUCCAAAGUCAGCUGGACUAGGCUCCUGCUCCCCGUGACCCUGAAGAGGAUAAAUGGUAUAGAAAAUGGAAGGCUUGAUUGGUAACAGCCUAGUAAGAACAUUUUGGACAUUUUGAACAAUUCUGCAAUGAUAUUGCAAACAAAGUGCUGAUGACCACCAAUAGGUAAUGUACUAAACACGUCCAUAAACAUUUGUCAUCGAUUAGAUGAGCAGUUACCCCAAGAUGAUUGUGAUUAGUCACUGAAGUCCAGUUGUCCGAGGUAAUGCCGAGAUCAGACUCCAGGAUUUUAGGCCCGAUAUUGGCCGGAUUAGCAAUCGCGGACGAUUUCCCAGAUCGGGCCCGACAUAUUUUGUCGGCAACAACAAAAAUUCUUGUACUGUGACAUCAUCCACGACCAACAAUUUGGCCCUAUGAUAGCCCUACGACGCCAAAAUGAAAAGUCUAGCAAGUUUGAUUUUUUUUGGAAAUCUUCUGUCGAGUGUGACAUAUCAACGACAGCCCUAGGACAGCGCACCUUGACGUUGACCAAUAGGAUAGAGUUUUUCAAGAACGCCUUGCCUCCCUCUCGCUGUAGUUGGCAUUUAAUUGCGUGCACCAUGGCGAAGAGAAAGCGGGAUGAGUGGAGUAAUGAAAUGGAAGAAAAGCUGGUGGACCUAUGGCAGCAGUACCCCGGCACUUUUGAUGCCGGGUGUGACGACUAUCAUGACUGCAUUACAAAAAAGAAAAAGUCGGAGGGAAAUAGCUGAUGCGCAUCAGAAAACCGGUGAGUACAAGAAGCCCAUUCACUCUCACAUGCUAUCGCUAGCAACACCUACUGUGAAGUUCUGUCCUAGCGAUUUCAUUUUUCUUUAUAUCCUAAUUUCAAUAGCGAGACCUACAGCUAUCAAUAAAAUCCACACAAAUGUGAUUUUAGUGCAUUGAAAUUACCGUUCUCCUUCUCAUUAAUAUCAGUUGGAGAGGUGCAAACAAAAGACACUUCCCUCAGGACGCAAUACAGCAAGCCGCUACGCCCAAAACCAAGUGGAAGACGUGAGAAACGACUAAGUCCAAGACUCAAAUGGACCUUGAAGACCUUGGAGUUUCGCCAUCCAUUUGCGGUUCACAGGCCCACACAGACCACUUUGAAGGGUGCAGCCAGCAAGGUGCAACUGUGGCAUUUAUUUCCAAUUCUAGGUUGGCGGUCUGCUGUCUGACAGGACAGUUGAGGUGGUUAGUGAUGAGGAUACUUCCAUGAAUUCCAUGUCAUCGCCAGCUGUGGACCCCAGUGCACUGAGCCUACCGAAUCCCUCUGAUACCACAUUGACUAAUUGUAGUUCCAGUCAUAGUUCUGCUGCUCACGUACAGAAGUCACAUCAGGCCAAACAACACUGUGAGGACAUUAUUGUGUUGGAGAAGGUUGCCAUACUAAAGAGUUUGGCUCAAGAGGUGAUAGAUGCCAGAAAUGAUGUAGAUGAAUGUUUUGGAAGACAGGUAGUAAGUGAAAUGAAGUAAAUUAAAGAUGAAGGGACCAAGACGCACCUCGGUUGAAAAAUAAUUCAUUUAUGAUGCACAAGAAGCAGCUGACAAAGCGUCACGUUCUGUCCCCCAAAGUCCAGCACAUCCAUACACACACCUUCCAACACCUUGGCAAGGGAACACAGGUGUCAUGCAUCCACCCAUCUACCAAAAUCUGCACAACAUGCAAUCAUCUUCUCCAAUGAGCUUUUUGGGAGCACUACAGGACACACAUGGGGAGAGACCACAGAACCUCAGACCUGGAGGACGGUGAGGAGGAAUGAGUAGACACACUGUCAUAGUGACCAUUCAUCAUAUUGUGAGGCAUCUACAGUGUGUGGCGGGAAAUGAAUGGUGUAUUCAUGUGAUUGGUACCUGAUCCAUCAGACCAGGGUAUAAUGCCAGGGGUACCAGCUACUGUGGUCCAAUGGGAAGACGGACAACUGGACAGGGCAAGCUGGCAAGGGAACCUCGGCCAAGGAGCGAGGCAGGGGCAUGGAGGAAUACCAGCAACUGUGGUCAGACAGGACGAUGGAUUGGAUGGGCAAAGCUGGCAAGAGAAGAUCUUCCCUGGAGAACUGUGAGGACAGCGGAUGGCCACAUCUACCAAGCUAUCAAGUACAUCUUAAUAAUUUAGAAUUGUGUCAAGAGCAUAAUUUAAUCAGGUACUUCAAUUCCAAAAGUAAAACUCAAGAGAGAUGCGCUACACACUCAGAGUGAAAUAUUUAUUUUGUGUGUGGAUGUAUAAUGUUGAUGAUUAUAGCUUACAGGAAACAAAAACAAAAAUUCACCAUCUCAAGAAAGUCAAAUAUUACAUAAUCAAGAUGGAAUGAAAAUGAUCUUUUUAAUUUAGAAAUUAUGCAAAUGUGUCAUCUGAAAAGUAUUUUCCCCAAGUGUUUAGUCAAUAUAAUGUAUGGGUACUGAAAUACUUUGUCAUAUUCCAAUUGAUUGAGAUUUAUUUGUAUUUGUCAUGUUGUGAGGUGUCUUACAAUGUGUGGCAGAACAUGAAUGGUGUGUUGAUGUUUCUGGUCCAUCAGGCCAAGGCAUGGAGGUAUCCCAGCCACUGAAGUAACCACUGCCACAUGCCAGUAAACCACUACUUACCAGCACUACAGCAGACCAAUGUGGAGUGACAUUCUAGAUGCCCGAGAUACGUCAAGAUUUGAGGGCUGUAAUCUGACAUAGUGCAAUCGUGAAAGUUCAAAUUUGUCUUUGUAGUCUGAUCCAGGCAUAAGCGAAAUAAAUUCAACA